AUGCUCAGGCUCGUCGCCGUCCUUCCGGCUCUCAUCGUGAUGUUGAAGGAGUGGGACGCGACGCUCUAUGCGCUGGUGACGAGCUACAGGUUUCAUUUCCUCCUGUUUUUCAUUGCAGAUGUGCUUGAGCAGCUGAACAUACUCAACAGGGCAUUCCAGCACAAGGAGCUUGAUUAUGCCAGCGUGCAUGCGCAGAUCAAGCGUACAACAUCCCACAUCGAGAGCCGCUACGUCGACUGCGGAGACGACUUCGGAGGCGGCGUCAGCGAGCUGCUGUCCCCCUUCAUCGCGCGCCAUGGGCCUGGAGGAAAUCAGGAGGUGAAGGUUGAAGGGGUUGAUUCGGACGGCCGACCAGCACGCUUCAAAUUCGUGCUGCACGAGGACGAGCUGGAGGAGUUUGAAGGGCCCGGCACCCACGAUGGCUGUGUGGGGGUUUGCACAGGGUUUGCCGAGGUGAUCGUGCACCAACUGGAGCACCGGCUUGGCGACCUGAACGGGAUGUCCGGCGCUAGGCUCUUCACCCCCGACGAGUAUCCGCUGGAGCGUGGAGAGAGGAACCGCAGGUGCCUCGAGUGGCUUCAGUCGCUUGUCACGCUGUUCAAGGCCGGCCUGACGGAUGAGAUCCUGCCAGUCUGGAGGAGUUACAAGAAGCGCAAGCCCCAGAGCAACGCUCCACUCCCGCCUGCAGGAAAGCAACACAACAAGAAGGCCAGGGAGGCAGAUGAAGAGAUGGAUGUAGUUGACCUAGAAGAUGAGCAGGAUGCAGUUGACUCUGAUGAUGAUGAUGGAUUUAAUGAGUAG
Messenger RNA from Closterium sp. Naga37s-1, 801 nucleotides. Lineage: Eukaryota; Viridiplantae; Streptophyta; Zygnematophyceae; Desmidiales; Closteriaceae. The record is from the annotation of a GenBank genome assembly.